Cuculus canorus (common cuckoo) is the source of this 291-nucleotide messenger RNA. RefSeq names its product keratin-associated protein 21-1-like. The transcript has a single exon. The coding region runs from base 1 to 291 and encodes 96 amino acids. Lineage: Eukaryota; Metazoa; Chordata; Aves; Cuculiformes; Cuculidae. The record is from RefSeq and is a predicted model, not a curated record.
AUGACCUUCUACAGUGGCCUCUACAACAACCAGUUCCAUUCAACAUAUGGCUAUGGUUUGGGGGGCCAGAAUGGCUACCGAUUUGGGAGCCCAUACGGGUACUACUGGAACCAGUACCGACAUGGGAGCCCGUAUGGCUACAGAAGCUUUGGGAGCUUGUAUGGGAACAGAGGCUUGAUUGGUUAUGGAGGCAAUUAUGGGUAUGGGGGCUUAUAUGGACUUGGGUAUGGCUACCCCUUCUUUUCUAAUUUUGGCAACAGAUAUGGCUAUGGAAACUGCUAUUCAUGCUGA